Molecule: messenger RNA, 258 nt
Organism: Linnemannia hyalina
Lineage: Eukaryota; Fungi; Mortierellomycota; Mortierellomycetes; Mortierellales; Mortierellaceae
Source: the annotation of a GenBank genome assembly
AUGCGGUUCAUCGCCGCCGCAGCUGUAUCUGGAGACAAAGCAUCAGGUGGACCGAUAUCGACCUCAACCAAGUCACCCUCUACCGACCUCCAGUUCAGUCAAGGACCAUCAGGACAAACCCCCGUCGAGACCGUCGUCGCCUUCGAAACCGGCGCCACCCACGAGCUUGAUAUCGAAAUCGUUGCAAACAUUGAUAACGUCGGAUGCAUGGUUGGGCGUCUACAAAAAUUCCAAGCGACAUUCAAACAGUCCAGGUAG